Molecule: messenger RNA, 9296 nt
Organism: Podarcis muralis (Common wall lizard)
Lineage: Eukaryota; Metazoa; Chordata; Lepidosauria; Squamata; Lacertidae
Gene: ZNF532
Product: zinc finger protein 532
Source: RefSeq, a predicted model, not a curated record
AUGAUGAUGAUGAUGGUGCUGAUUUCCCUUCCUUGCCUCUUUUCUUUCCCACCCUGGUGGGGCCUCUGCCUGAUGCACCUCCCACGGGAGAACCCUUAAAAAAAAUAAAUACACAGGACAAGCUAUUUUAACACCCCCUCCCUCCCUCCCUCCCUCCUGGAUAUUUGCAAGAGCUUGCAAGGGAAGGAAAAUCCAAAAGCAGCAAACGCUUGGUUCCUCUCCGGAGCAGCCGGAGCGUCUACGCGGCAUGGAAAGGAGGAACCGUCCUGGCCGGGUGGUGGUGGUGGAGAAGAGAGGCGAAGCUGCAGAGCAUUUGCAGCAGCCGCGCGGGAGAAGCUAGGGAAGGAAGCCGGGGCUUGCCAGGCAGGAAGGCCGCUGGAGCCUUUCUGCAGCCCGGGAGCAAGGCGCCUGCUGCUGCUGCAGCCGCCGGAGAUUAGGCCUCUGCCGCGCGCUGCAGACCCGGGAGAAGGGAUUGCUGCCGGGGGCAUCUUCAUCGCCAAGCCAUGGGAGGGAGGCCUUCUGGCUAAAUUUCAAACGCCGUUGUGUGCUUUUUAAAAAUAAAUAAAGCGUGUGUGCUUAAACAGCCCCCCCUUUAAAGUGCUUUCUUUGCAGCCGGAUAUGGGGCCAAGCGAUUUUCCUGGGGAGGGCCUUUCUUUGUGUGUCUCUUAACGUUAAAUGCAUUAGGAGGCCAUGUCUGCUCCCUCCCCCCCGGCCCCAUGCACACAGCCCGUAAGUGGGUAUUUCUUGCGUGCGGAAAGAACCCGCAGGAGACUGCAGCACAAUGGCCUCUUCCAUGUAUACCUUCUGGGCCUCUUUUGUUUUCCCAAAACUGGCGCAGCCUCCUGCUCUCGCCCGCGGCGCCCUUCCUGGGCCUCUUGGUGCAGUGCAGGCCUGCGCGCUUUUACUCAGGAUUUCUGCAGUGGCGCUUACUCCCAGAUUUGCUUCUAAGCUAUUAACGUGACCAUGGGAGAUAUGAAGACCCCGGACUUUGACGACCUCCUUGCGGCAUUUGACAUCCCAGAUAUGGUUGACCCUAAAGCUGCUAUUGAGUCAGGACACGAUGACCACGAAAGCCACAUCAAGCAGAAUGUGCAUGCUGACGACGAUUCUCACGCACCGUCGUCGUCCGAUGUUGGCGUCAGCGUCAUUGUGAAAAACGUGCGGACGAUUGAUUCCUCUGAAGGAGCGGAGAAGGAAGGCCACCCCUCUACAGGCAAUGGCUUGCAUAAUGGGUUUUUAACUGUUUCGACUCUAGAUGGUUACAAUAAAGAAGACUGCAAAUCUCACAAAGACGAGGGCUCUGUUUCGGAGACAACACUGAAAGAAUCUACCUUCAACCAAUUUAGCCCUAUCUCAAGUGCUGAAGAAUUCGAUGAUGAUGAAAAAAUUGAGGUGGAUGACCCCCCUGAUAAGGAAGAGAUGCGUGGGAGCUUCAGAGCGAACGUAUUGACAGGGUCCGUCUCCCAGCAGGAUUAUGAGAAAUUAAAGGUACUUGGAGGGGAAAACCUGAUGAAACCUGGCGUUGCAGGUUCCGGUAAUGCCGAUAAAAAUAAACUUGUUAAAAGAGACUCAGAAACAAACUCUACGCCUUUGGGUAUGUACGAACCCUUUAAAGCGAGAAAAACAGAUGAUAAACUACACAAAGAAAAUCCCGAAAAGGUACAUGAAAACCGGGUACUUGAUGGGAAAAUAGGCGCUGAGAAAGCGGAAGCAAACCUCACCAGUGUUUCGCAGUCGAAAGCAAAGUCAUCAGCAAAACUCUCCUCGUGUAUUGCUGCCAUCGCGGCACUUAGUGCUAAAAAAGCAGCAACAGACCCUGUGAAAGACCCACAGUCUACUUCUAGAGAGCCGUCUCCCUUGCCAAAAGAUAUGAAUGAAAGCCCUAGGGCCAUUGACAAAUCACCUGAACCUCAGAGUCUCAUUGACUGUGCUAAGAAACCCUCCGUUAAGCAACCUGACAGUCCCCGGAGCGUAUCGAGCGAAAACAGCAGCAAAGGGUCUCCGCCGUCACCCGCAGGCUCAACACCAGCAAUCCCGAAAGUCCGCAUCAAAACCAUCAAGACAUCGUCUGGCGAAAUCAAGAGGACGGUUACGAGAGUGUUGCCAGAAGUUGAUUUGGACGGCAGCCGCAAAGCAGAACAAACGGCUUCCAUGGUGGCGUCCAUGACUUCGCUGCUCUCCUCCCCGACCUCCGCCGCAGUCCUUUCUUCUCCCCCUCGGGCACCCCUUCAGUCGACGGUCGUCACCAACGCCGUUGCGUCCGCAGAACUCACCCCGAAGCAGGUCACCAUUAAACCCGUGGCUACUGCUUUCCUUCCAGUGUCGGCUGUGAAGACAGCAGGAUCCCAAGUUAUCAACCUGAAGCUCGCGAACAACACGACGGUGAAAGCCACCGUGAUAUCUGCUGCUUCGGUGCAGAGUGCCAGCAGUGCCAUUAUCAAAGCUGCCAACGCCAUACAGCAGCAGACUGUGGUGGUGCCAGCGUCUAGCCUUGCCAGCGCAAAACUCGUGCCAAAGACAGUCCAUCUUGCCAACCUUAACCUACUGCCUCAAAGCGCUCAGGCCACCUCCGAACUCCGCCAGGUGCUCACCAAACCUCAGCAGCAGAUCAAGCAGGCAAUAAUCUCUGCGGCGGCUUCGCAGCCUUCGAAGAAGGUGUCCCGGGUCCAGGUGGUGUCGUCUUUGCAGAGCUCCGUGGUCGAGGCUUUCAACAAGGUGCUCAGCAGUGUUAACCCCGUCCCUGUUUACAUCCCGAACCUCAGCCCCCCCGCCAACGCGGGCAUCGCUUUGCCCCCGCGCGGCUACAAGUGUUUGGAGUGCGGAGACUCCUUCGCCCUGGAAAGGAGCCUGACGCAGCACUACGACCGGAGGAGCGUGCGGAUCGAGGUCACCUGCAACCACUGCACAAAGAACCUUGUUUUCUACAACAAGUGCAGCCUCCUCUCUCACGCCCGCGGGCAUAAGGAGAAAGGGGUGGUGAUGCAGUGCUCCCACUUGAUUUUGAAACCCGUCCCAGCGGAUCAAAUGAUAGCUUCUCCGACAAGCAAUAGUUCCGUCGCCUCGUCUGUCCUUCAGAGUUCCAUCGGGAUGGGCGCCCAUACUGUUGCCAAGAUACAGUCCAACAUCACCGGAGCGGUCAUCUCGGCUCCUGCAAGCACGCCUGUCCCUCCAGCCAUGCCCCUGGACGAAGACUCGCCAAAGCUGUGCCGGCAUAGCUUGAAGUGUCUGGAGUGCAACGAAGUUUUCCAGGACGAGACGUCUCUAGCAACGCACUUCCAGCAGGCUGCAGACUCAAGCGGACAAAAGACGUGUAGUAUAUGUCAAAUGCUGCUACCCAACCUGUGCAGCUUUGCAUCGCAUCAGAGAAUUCAUCAGCACAAAUCGCCGUACACCUGUCCCGAGUGUGGUGCAAUCUGUAGAUCGGUACAUUUCCAGACCCACGUCACAAAGAACUGCCUGCACUACACUCGAAGAGUUGGAUUUCGCUGUGUCCAUUGCAAUGUGGUAUACUCUGAUGUAGCGGCGCUCAAAUCCCACAUCCAAGGUUCUCACUGUGAAGUCUUCUACAAGUGUCCCAUUUGUCCAAUGGCAUUCAAGUCGGCACCCAGCACUCAUUCCCACGCCUAUACGCAGCACCCUGGAAUCAAGAUAGGGGAGCCCAAGAUAAUCUACAAAUGCUCUAUGUGCGACACAGUGUUCACCCUGCAGCCUUUGCUGUAUCGCCACUUUGACCAACACAUCGAAAACCAGAAAGUGUCUGUCUUCAAGUGUCCAGACUGUUCACUUUUGUACGCACAGAAGCAACUCAUGAUGGAUCAUAUCAAGUCUAUGCACGGGACGCUGAAAAGUGUCGAGGGGCCUCCGAAUCUGGGUAUCAGUUUGCCGCUGAGCACGAAGCCCACCACUCAGAACUCGGUCAGUCACAACAAGGAGGACUCCAAAUCCGUCAACGGGACAGAAAAGGCAGAGAAGAAGUCCCCCUCCCCUGUGAAGAAAGCAGAGCCCCCGAAAGUCCCCAAUCCCGGCUGGACGUGUUGGGAAUGUGAUCGCCUGUUUACUCAGAGAGAUGUUUACAUAUCCCACAUGAGGAAAGAACACGGAAAGCAAAUGAAGAAGCAUCCUUGCCGACAGUGCGACAAAUCCUUCAGUUCCUCGCACAGCCUUUGCCGCCACAAUCGUAUCAAGCACAAAGGCAUUAGGAAAGUUUAUACCUGCUCGCACUGUCCGGAUUCAAGGCGUACUUUUACCAAGCGGUUGAUGCUCGAAAAGCAUAUUCAGCUGAUGCACGGCAUUAAAGAGCCCGAUGUGAAAGAGAUGACAGAAUCCAGCAAUGUAGGACAAAGCACGGCAAAAGAAGACGCGAAGGUUCCCAGUCCGAAGCGUAAAUUGGAAGAGCCUGUACUGGAAUUCAGGCCCCCUCGAGGCGCCAUCACUCAGCCUCUGAAGAAGCUAAAGAUCAACGUUUUCAAAGUCCACAAGUGCGCAGUCUGCGGCUUCACGACCGAGAACCUCCUUCAGUUCCACGAACAUAUUCCCCAGCACAAAUCUGACGGCUCUUCGUACCAGUGCAGGGAAUGUGGCCUCUGCUACACCUCCCACGUCUCCCUCUCCCGCCAUCUCUUCAUCGUACACAAGCUGAAGGAGCCCCAGCCCGUCUCGAAACAGAAUGGGUCGGGGGAAGACAGCCAACAGGAGAACAAGCCCAGCCGCGAGGAGGAGUCGUCUGACAGUGCCGUGUCCGACAGGAAGUGCAAAGUUUGCGCAAAGACCUUUGAAACAGAAGCGGCCUUAAACACCCACAUGCGGACACAUGGAAUGGCCUUCAUUAAAUCCAAAAGAAUGAGCUCAACUGAAAAAUGACUCGCCCCUCCCUCCCACCCCACACGCAUAUCCCAAAAGCGAGAGAAAGAAGAAGCCUUCUCUACUUCAGAACGUGACUGACCUUUCUUUCUUUCAUUCAUUUUUGGUACAGAAAACCUGCCACACAAUGGAGAUAACAGCUCUUCACACGCUGUUGCAAUAUAUUCUGUACUGAAAAUAAUAUCUUCUUCACCUCAUCGCUAGAGAGAGAGAGAUAUAUAGAGAAAUAUAUAUAUACAUAGAUAUAUAUAACCCCCCUAAAGACUUUUUUUUAAAAAAAAACACUCCACGUGAAAUAAAGCAGUAUUUGAGUUGAACAGAGUUUGUAUAUAUUUAAACAGAUAAUUUUUAUACUCUUUGUUAUGUGUUGGUAUUGGUAUUUAGUGGGAAAUCCUUGUUUCGUUUUGUUUUUCGGUUUUGGUCAGUUGUUUUUGUUGUUUUUUCCGGACAGCAAGUUCAUUUUAAAACAGAGUUCUUCAUAUUAGGGCAUUGCUUAGGUUUCCGUUAAACUGCGUUGGGGUGGUCCCUUUCUGAUGUCACUAAAACAUCAAGGGAACACGCCCGUCUGUUCCAUAACUCUAUGAUCAUGCUAGAGGUCACAUGGGAGGAGCCAUGAGUCCCCCAGCUCUUUUCCAUGUUACCAUCAUCCUUCUUGGAAACCAUGGUUAAUUCUGGCAUGUUAAGGAGCUGUACCAUGUGUCAUUGGACUGCCACACGAUCUAGAGCUUCUGAAAUUGCCAGUGUUGUGUGUGUGGAAACGUCGCACAUUGUGGUGGCUCACACACCUUAGCAUUGAAGUCAGAGGAAGCCUACGAAUAUAUAUAUAUACCCAAGGGAGGAUUGACAAAACUGCACUAGAAAGCAAAAGUUAAAAGAAGAUAAAUGAAAGGCAAGUAGCUUUUUUGUUUGUCUGAUUGCUUUGUAGUUACUGGAUUUAUGCCCCCAAAUAACAUUCUUAACGAUCAGGAGGAUUUAGAAUAAUUUUAUUAUGGCCUCUUGCAUAAACAUUAUAGGUGCUUUUUUGGAAAAUCUCCCCGUAUUAAUGUGAGAGGGCAUUUCCGUGUGUAGACAACACAUCGGCUACAGAACCCAGCUGCAGUUUCCUGCAGAAAAGCCCCCCUGAAAUAAUGGGAGCUGCCCCAAAGCGCUAUCCUUCCUUUUCAUCACUUCUUACGUGUAAGGAAUGCCCUGGAGGGUCUGUGCUCCUUGUGUUUUAAGCAUCAUGCUCUUUUGCUCUCUUCCACUGCACUUUUGAGAGAGGACCUUGGACUCUUUCGAAAGCCCUGUUGAGGUGCUUCAGUAUUUUGCUGCUUAGCUGCUCCCAGUUAAACAAAUAUGUAGAGUACUGUGAAUUGAGUUUACAAUGGUGGAGAGGCAGGGAGAAGGAUCGUGCGCUGUGUCAUUUCUUAAACACUACAUUGAAAAACCCGUGAAAUGAUGUAUUUUUUGUUUGAUGGAGAAGGCUGAAGCCUGGAUGCUUGCAUAAGAUGGUAGGCGGCGCCAGUUUUAUGUUAGAUCAGGUGCUCGGAGGCGUAGGAUAAAUUUGUAGCCCCCAUUGAAAAGCUAACACCCCGUAGGUCAGACUAUGCAUCCAUUUAGCCCAGUAUUGUCCCCUCUUGUUUCGCAGCAGCUUUACCAGGAUCUCGGGCAGAAAAAAGGGUCUUUUCUGUCACCUGCUACCUGAUUCGCUUUAACUGAGGCCGCCAAGGAUUUGCUUCCCUCUCCUACAGAUUUUGUUUCCGUUGCUUAUUGAAACGUAGACUAGAUCGGACACCAGAAUGCACAACAAGGAAUCUGGGAGGCUUUCUAGAGCUGCCUUCCUCUUCCGGGUAGAGUUCUGCAAAGAGCGUGCAGUCCCCACUUUCCCAUGCUCACAUGGGAAGCCUUAAAGCAAGGACAAGGGAUUUGGACAGGUGGGUAGGGCAGCCCACCUGUCCAUCAUAUAAUUGACAGGGGGGGUUGCCCUGCCCACCUGCCAAAGCUGGCACAGUCCCAUCAGUCUGAGCCAGCAAGGCCCAGCCCUGGGAGAUGCUGAGAGUUGUAAUGAUCUGGACCACAGGAAAGGCUGUAAUGAUCUGGACCACAGUGAGCCUUGCAAACCAUGGUGUUCUUAUAGCAGUUCCUGUUAUGUGAUUUGGGAAUAGCAUGGACUGUGGGAACAAGAGGGAUUUAGUGCAGCGCUGUGUGUAGGAAGCAUCAGUGUUUCUGAAUAACGGUUGUUGUAAACCACAGAAGGGGAGAGAGCUCUUGUGCUCACCAACAUUUGGUCAGCUGCUGUAAGAACAGGAUGCCGGACUAGAUGGGCCAUUGGCCUGAUCCAGCACACCCUUCUUCAGUUCUUAAUGUAUUCAGCAGUUCUGUUGUAUAAACAGUAUUCAGCAGUUGUUAUAAACAGGGCACCUGGCACAGAAUCCUGUAUCGUUUGAAAUACCCUUGUUUUACUCUUUUUAAAGCAAGUCUCUAGUUCUCAGAGGAUGGCUGUUACAUUCUCAGAAGCCAAAGGACAGUAUGAACAGGAUUUCUAGCGGCUAGGUUCUAGCCACUUGGAAAUGGUGCUUCUGUGUAUAAGGUGGUUCUUUGCCACGCCCUGAGAUUAGGAGAGACAUUUAAAUCAUGAGUAUAUGGAGAGGUGGUUAAUUUGCAUAACUUACACAGGUGGCAGAAUUCAGUUUUUGUUGAUGCAGCGUAUACAUAGUGCAGGCCUGAAUUUGUGUGAGCUACGUUUGACCCUUCAUAGCAAGCAAUGGGACUUGCCUCUUGUGCUGUGUUUUAAUCUGAGGCCUGAGUGAUCUCUUAAUGAUUGGUGAGCUUCUGAGACAGGGUGGCCAAACAAACUAUGACUGAGGAAGGGCACUGGGGUCAUAUGUAAUGCCAAGCCAGAUCUACAACAAACCAAAUGUUCAUAAGCUAGCAGCUAACCAUUACUCCAGACUGUGUUUUGCUGGUAGAAGUAAAAAAUAGAAAACCAAAAUAUAGUUAAGCUGCUGGGCAGGCUUCACACAUAACACUACGCCAUUGUUCAGGAAACCAUGGUUUAGCAUUAUGUGCAAACCAGGCCAAUGCUUUAAUGUGUAUUUGAGGAUGGUUGUGGUUUGCAAUGGUUGGUUUGUGCACUUAGGAAUACAUAGGAGUGAGUUGAUUUCUAGUGUGUUCCUCUGAAUUGGCCACCUAGUGAGUUUCAGCUUCACGUGCCCUUCCUUCCUCACAGUCUCUUGGUCUCGCUCUCCAAUUAGUCGACUAAAGUUUUGAAUUCUGAACUACCCGGUUACUAUUUUCAAGGUUGCUUGUCUUCGGGUUAACACAGACAUAAGCCAAGCACCUCCCACUGGCUCUUUAUGUUGCUUUCAGCUUGUUUUAGCCUCUCGGUUUACAUAUAUGAGGAGGAGAUGCAUUCAGGUGCAAGCAAUCGCAGAAAGAUGAACUGAGAGGUAUGUUGCCAAGGUGAUAGAUGGAAAGGGUACUAUUUGAGCACUGUGAGUCUUUUUCAGAGCGGCAUCAUAUAGUACCAUGCUGCAUCACAUAAAGAUGAAGGACCAUGAAGCACUCUGAAUAAUGAAACUGUUCUAUACGUGAAUAAUACUACCUACAUAGUAGUUCUAAUUUUGCAGGUAAAAUGUAAUUUCUUUUUAAAAAAAAAAAUGAAAAAGAGCGAGGCCUGCUGUGUAAUUCACACAGCUCAUAGAUUUCUUAAAGGUUCUGGACCAUACCAGCAAUUAUAAAAUGUUUUGGAAUUUUCAGAGUGCUUCACAUAAAUUAUCUCAGUACUCCUUACAACAACCUUGUCAGGUAGGUCAGUAUUAUUAUUAUUAUUAUUAUCACCCCCACAUUGCAGAUGGCUGCAUGUGCGUGGACAGAGCUCAUAUUUAAGGCAAGAUUUGAACGUGGGGUUUCUCAGCUCAUAGUCUUAACCCUCUGCCCUAAACGUACGCUCUCGUCUACUCUGAAUUGCACCCAAAGUCUCUUGGGACAAAUAGUGUUAGCUCAGUGUUAUGCGGUUCCCAGAUCGCCCAAAUUCUCUACCAAAAUGUGUUAACGUGGUGGAGUAUUUGGGAUUAAUGGGGGAAGCUGGUGGCAUGUGUUUAAAAACACACACCACGUUGCUAGAUCUCAUGGUUAUGGAGUUAGCAAGGAUUUGAAGAAGACUGUCAGUGGUUUCUAGCCUUGAUGGCUUUGCUCUGUCACCAUGGUUGAUGCCAAUAGUGCUUCUGAAUACUAGUUCCUGGACACUACAGAAGGGGAGAGUACUCUUGUGCUGACAGGUUUCCCAUAGGCAUUUGGUUGGCCACUGUGAGAACAGGAGGCUGGACUAGAUCUUAAGAUCUUCUAGUUUUAUUUUCAGCAUUUAAGGCAGCUUUCUCCAUGCAUUUGUCCAUGCCGCACACUCACAUCCCCAUGCGAGUUAUGACAGACACCCACAAGACUAUUCUGUGCCUCUU